Scatophagus argus is the source of this 1173-nucleotide messenger RNA. It is a transcript of the gene slc10a1, whose product is annotated as solute carrier family 10 member 1. Gene Ontology annotation, cellular component: membrane. The transcript has 7 exons. Gene Ontology annotation, molecular function: bile acid:sodium symporter activity. The record is from RefSeq and is a predicted model, not a curated record. NCBI's taxonomy places the organism in Eukaryota, Metazoa, Chordata, Actinopteri, Scatophagidae. Bases 16 to 1173 code for a protein of 385 amino acids. Gene Ontology annotation, biological process: bile acid and bile salt transport.
AGGACGCGUGGCAGCAUGGACCCCACAGCAGAUUUCUUGUCUGAUCCACCUCUGUGGCAAAAUGAAAGCUUCUUGUUCAACGUGACGGAUGCUAACGCCACCUCUGUUCACACGAUCCGAAUGUCACCAGCGAUGAACAAAGCUAUCAAUGUGACUUUAAUAGUCUCCAUAAUCAUAACCAUGGUUUCAAUGGGAUGCACCAUCAAGAUAUCCCAGAUCAAGCUUCAUAUAGUGAAACCUAAAGGGGUGGUGACAGCCCUGCUGGCCCAGUAUGGCGUCAUGCCUCUGACGGCCUUUGGCUUGGCUAAGGCUUUCCAGCUGUCUAAAAUCACAGCCACGGUGAUCCUGAUCUGUGGCUGCUGUCCUGGAGGAAGCCUCUCCAACGUCCUCACCCUGCUUCUCCGGGGAGACAUGAACCUCAGCAUUUUGAUGACUUGCUGCUCCACCUUGCUGGCUCUGGGCAUGAUGCCUCUGCUGCUCUUCAUCUACUGUCAGGGCUUCCCUCACCUGCAGAACUCCGUGCCCUACGUCAAAAUCAUUGCAUCGCUUUUCAUGGUCAUCAUCCCAUGCAGUUUCGGCACGAUCAUCGGCCACUACAGGCCACAGUACACCAAGACCCUCAAAAAGGUUGGUGUCGCUACAAUGCUAACCGCCGUUUUGCUGAUCACCACCUUUGCCAGCAUUGGCGUUGGACACUCCAUCCUGGCGGUGCUGUCUCCUACCCUCAUGGCCAUCAGUGCUCUCAUGCCCCUCAUAGGCUACGCUUUCGGAUACUUCAUCCCUUUGCUCUUCAAACUCAACCAAGCGGAACGGAGGACCAUUGCUAUGGAAACGGGCUGCCAGAACAUCCAGGUGUGCACCGCGAUUUUGAAGUUGGCCUUUCCCAUUGAGAUUAUAGGCCCUCUGUUUCUCUUCCCCCUGGUCUACGGAGUCUUUGAGCUGAUUGAGGCAGCGGUGCUCAUCGUGCUCCUCAAGUGCUACCGAAAGUUCACAGAGAAAAGUAAGACUGAGUGGAGGAGGAGGACAAGGAGGUGUGGUCCUCGACGUACCAGCCAGCGAACAGUGCCGUCGGAACAGCCGCCGAGUAAACUUCAUGACGGACGGUGGAGUGACCAAGCCUCGUUGCUUGAGAAGAAGAGAAAGAAACCAAUCGUGGAAAGUGCUGUUGCAUGA